GUCAUAUUAAGCAACAAUAAAGGAUGGACACUGAGGAUGCUAGUGAAACUGACCUGGCAAAGCAUGAUGAAGAUUAUGUAGAGAUGAAGGAACAGAUGUAUCAGGACAAACUGGCUUCUCUCAAGAGGCAGCUGCAACAACUGCAGGAAGGUACAUUACAGGAAUAUCAGAAGAGAAUGAAAAAGCUGGAUCAACAGUACAAGGAGAGGAUCCGAAAUGCAGAACUCUUCCUCCAGCUGGAAACUGAACAAGUGGAAAGAAAUUACAUUAAAGAAAAGAAAGCAGCAGUGAAAGAAUUUGAAGACAAGAAGGUUGAAUUGAAAGAGAACCUGAUUGCUGAGCUAGAAGAAAAGAAGAAAAUGAUUGAAAAUGAAAAGCUGACCAUGGAACUGACAGGAGAUUCUAUGGAAGUGAAACCCAUCAUGACCAGAAAGUUGCGGAGGCGACCAAAUGAUCCUGUCCCCAUCCCAGACAAGAGGAGAAAGCCUGCUCCUGCUCAGCUAAACUAUUUGUUAACUGAUGAGCAGAUCAUGGAGGAUCUGAGAACAUUAAAUAAGCUUAAGUCACCCAAGAGACCAGCAUCCCCAUCUUCUCCUGAACACUUGCCUGCCACACCUGCGGAGUCUCCAGCCCAGAGACUGGAGGCUCGGAUAGAAGAUGGCAAGCUGUACUAUGAUAAAAGAUGGUACCACAAGAGCCAGGCCAUCUAUCUGGAGUCAAAGGACAACCAGAAACUGAGCUGCGUGAUCAGCUCAGUUGGAGCCAAUGAGAUCUGGGUGAGGAAGACAAGCGACAGCACCAAGAUGAGGAUCUAUCUGGGCCAGCUUCAGCGUGGGCUCUUUGUAAUCCGCCGGCGAAAAUUUUUAACUUACCGGGAAUAACUACUUGGCCUUGGAAAUGGAGAGCACUGUUGUGGAUCCUGCAAGGCACUUUUGUGGCUGGCCACGUCCAUCUUUGUGUCCUUCUUUCCUGCCUCGACUUCUAGUCAUCCGUCACGAUGGACAUUUACUUUCAGGAGUAUUGGGGAUUUGAUUUAUUUUAUGUCUUUGUUUUUUGCUCACACUUUCUUUUUAAAACCUCCUUUGAGUUUGAAGGGACAAGCUUUUUUAUGAAUUAUCUUUAGGUCUUUCUCCUGUGAAAAAGAGCAGGAAGGAAUACACUUUGUGGUGCAUUUUCCUGUUUUGAAUCUGAUUAGUGAAUCACGUAGCUGCUUCCCUUGUCAAGCCCAAUUCACUCUUUUCCCAGCAACUUGGGGCAGAGGUCCCAGCGGAAGGAGAUUAAUUCUCCUGGCUCGCAGCCUUCUCAGGGAAAUAGAUGCCUUGUGUAACAUCUGGCAACUGCCACCCAUUCCCCUGGCUGAACGACAGGAGACUGUGCACUGCAGUAAAUGGAGCUGGGGUAGGGGACAUUUCAUGUUUGUAAUGUGCUGAAUUUACCAUAUUUUCAAUGUUAUUUAAUGCUGGUGAUCUAGUCAGACACACUUACUCUAGCUCAAGGUGGAACAAAAAGUGGUGAUUGCAGAAGUUUUCAUUUGUAAUCCCUUUCUCUCUGCAGUUGCUAAGUAAAUAGAAGCAGCACAUGUCACAGGCUGAUCAUUGGAUUCUCUCUCACAGGCGGGACAGCGAGAUUGAGAGUGUAAUAAUGAGCGAUCUGUGGGCUUGAUGCAUAAUUCAGGUGUCACUCUCGGUGCUGGUAUUAUUAUUGCACAUUGGCCAUUCCGCGCCUUGGAACCUUGUCACCAGGCCUUGGGCGCUCGUAGCCUGUCGGGAGACCUGGCCCCGUUGGAGACAAGGAAAGCUGUGCUGUGGCUUCGACCAAACCUGCGGUCUUCUUGAUAAGUCCUGAUGAAACAGCCUUCCCCAUGCUCCCUGCUUCUUCGCCUCUGCCCCUUGAUUGAGAAGUGAUUGGUUCAAUGGUAGAUGGGUUUUUAUAUUCUAGCUGCCAUCUUGAGGUUUCAAGCAUUUGGGGCGAGAGCAACUGUUAGCAUCUCUCUGGGAAGUCAGUAGAACUUAACACAUUUUAGGAAUGUUGAUAAACAAUCCCCUUGGUUCCUUGAUCACAGUCACUUGGAGUCUCUUCAUGUUGUUUCUGAUCUGCAUACUCUGCAGUGCUUGGGGGGCUGUGGUGACAAAUCACCUCCUCAGUUCUGGCUUCUGUGGACCCCAAACAGUCCUCAGAGUAAAGACUUGUGCAGAUAAAUUUUUGUUUUAAUUUAUAUCCAUUUUCCUCCUUUUAAAAAAAAUUGCUUUUGAAGUCUUAUUUAGAAACAGGAUAAGUGAUGUUUAUCAAAAGUUCCUCCAGUGUUCUCUUUCUGCUCUCCCCCCCGCAUUCCCUCAUUGUUAGGGUCUUCACUACAGUGAACCAAGGUCAUAGUAAGCAAUAGCUUCACCAUUGGUUUGCGCUGUGAGGGACAACUUCUCUUGCUUGAAUUACCAGUGGUGUGUGUCAUGUAACGUAUUUAUCAAGUGCCCUGUAAUGGAAAUUUAUUUAGAUACAUUCAGAAUGCAUCUGCCCUCAAAAGUCUUUAAGAAAUUAAAAAAAGAAACAAAACAAAACCUGAUCAUCUUCCUUGUCUUCCUCAGUAGUAUGCCACAGUGUCUUUUUAUUGUAAGGGAUUGUGUUGAUAGCCCCUGAAAGCUGUGCAUUGAAGCAACAAGAAGUUGCCUUGUUUCUUUCCUUUCUGGUGUUAACCUUUGUACUUUGUGAAGUAACUAUUUAUUUGAAGACCAGGGUAUGGGCAUCUUUGAGUUCUUUCCUCUGGAAUGUUUGAGGAUAUUAGAGGCCAUGUUUAAACGUGGUCUUGACCCUACUGCUGCCUUCUUCUCAGUGUCUUUACAACUCUUACUCGUGACCUUGCAAGAAUGGGGGAAAAUGUGAGCAGACUCAAGACACAGCAUAGUAAGUUAUAGUCCUAGUAGCAGAUUUAAUUUUUAUUUAGUCACCCCCGGGGGGAAAAAGUGGUAGUUAAACCAUUGUGACAGACCUCCGUGAUGACCGAGGGCAGAAGUCUCUGUUAAUGCAUGGAGGUCCUUCAGUGACGGACAGAUGCUUAAUUAAAAGGGGAAGCAGACGCUUGAGAUUUCUGGAGUAAGAGGGGCUGGUUGCCAACCUAGGUGGCAUUCUUACUUUACAAGGUCGUUGUCUUACAGUAGACCCCAGCACACAUGUUCGGCUGUGUCCUGUGAGUGACCCUUUGAAAAAGGCUGUUCCAGACAGUUCUGACCAAGACUCUGCGUGUGUGGUUUGUUAGAGACAUCUUCCUCAAGUGUUCUAUGCAGUGUUUGCUCGGGAUGUGUCCUGAUAUUUAUUUUACCCUCCACACGGGAGGGUUUGCGUGUCCUCCCCUCUGUGUCCCUUUCUCCCCAAACUAGUGUCCUAUGGUACGAUUACCAGGUAGACUUCUGUAGCCAUACCAAAGGCAAAGUGUUUCCAUUUAUUUGGAUACCAGUAUUUAAGGAUGUCUAACUACCUAAACUAAUUUUUACUUACUUUUAACUAGGACAAGUGUAUGAUCCCAGAGGCCAAUUUGCAAAUCAAGCUACACAUAUUUGUAUAUGAGACCCUACGUUCAGGACUGGGUGGCUUUUCUAAGAGAAAUAGGGAGUGGGGGGUUGAAUGCAUUUUAUACUUAACUCUUGGGGGGGUGUCUAUUUUUACAAUAUUUUUUUUUAAACAUUUCCUUUCAGUCUUGAAUUUUUACUAAAUAAUUUCCUCCUCAUUUAAAAAUUUUGUUUCUCAUCUAAGAAUUAGAAAUCUUGGUACUUAGUAUUAUACCAAUUUUUUUCAGAGAGCAAAACAUUUUAAUACCAGAACAUGGUUAAUCUGCAGUUGUUUCAGACAGUGGGUGGGCUUUUUAUAUAACAUCAUUAGUACCACUAUAUGUUCUGAGAGGUGAAUGUAAAAAGAUAGUUUUUUUUAAUAAACUU
Molecule: messenger RNA, 3926 nt
Organism: Fukomys damarensis (Damara mole-rat)
Lineage: Eukaryota; Metazoa; Chordata; Mammalia; Rodentia; Bathyergidae
Gene: Suds3
Product: SDS3 homolog, SIN3A corepressor complex component
Exons: 13
Coding region: 24-881 (285 amino acids)
Biological process (GO): negative regulation of transcription by RNA polymerase II
Cellular component (GO): Sin3-type complex
Molecular function (GO): histone deacetylase binding
Source: RefSeq, a predicted model, not a curated record